Messenger RNA from Passer montanus (Eurasian tree sparrow), 1558 nucleotides. RefSeq names its product synaptotagmin-15-like. Gene Ontology annotation, biological process: calcium-ion regulated exocytosis; cellular response to calcium ion; regulation of dopamine secretion. The transcript has 8 exons. NCBI's taxonomy places the organism in Eukaryota, Metazoa, Chordata, Aves, Passeriformes, Passeridae. The record is from RefSeq and is a predicted model, not a curated record. Gene Ontology annotation, molecular function: syntaxin binding; calcium ion binding; clathrin binding. The coding region runs from base 151 to 1404 and encodes 417 amino acids.
CGCUGUUCCUGAGCCAGAGCUGCCUCUCUGAACUGCUCUGGCAGCCUGUGCGGAGUGCGAGCCGCGGGGGCGGGCCGGGGAGGGGCACAGCGCUCGGACAGCGGGGCGGCGGCGGGCACUCGCCCCGGGCCCGCGGGAGCAGCGGCACCCAUGCCCGAACAAGCAGUUGCUGUGGCUGGAGGUAUAAUAGGAGGGAUCCUUUUAUUUGUUCUCCUUGGAAUAACUGCAUAUCUACUCUGGAAAAAAUUUUGCCGCCUCUUUUCUUAUGAAAAGCUCAUCAAUCCUGUCAAAACAACAAAUGCAAAUGCCAUUUUCCAGGAUCAGGCAAAUUCUGAAAUUCAUCUGAAAAGCACAAGGUCCAGAAGUGUUCCAUUUAUCAUUCCACCAACACUGCAUGGGCGAGACUGGAUUCACCUGACCAAUGAGGAACAGGUUCAGCAAGACAGGGACCCCUUCAUGACCCCUCAGUCUGGGCCACGGUCAUCAUUUCAUUCUUUGGCUGGAGCUUAUGUUGUAGGAACCAUUAACCCAGAUCUGUACAAGUUUCCUGAAGACAAAAGUGAAACAGAGUUUCCUGAUGGCAGCAUUGGCCGCCUCUGGUUCUCCAUAGAAUACGAGCAAGAGUCAGAAAGGCUCCUUGUCUCCUUGAUCAAAGUCAGAAAGCUGCAGCCUCCUGCUGAUUCCUGCAGUUCAUUUGUGAAAAUCUACCUGCUGCCUGAUGAAAGAAGCUACCUGCAGUCCAAAACAAAACGUAAAACUCUUAACCCACAGUUUGAUGAAAACUUUGUUUUCCAGGUUUCCAGUAAAAUGUUGCUCCAAAGGACACUAAAGUUUUUGGUUUAUCAUGUUGAUAAACAGAAGAAGCACCAUCUCCUAGGCCAAGUUAUCUUUCCACUAAAAAAUGAAGCAUUAACUGAGGACAACAAACUGGUUAUAUGGAGAGAUCUGGAGAAAGAAAUCUUGGAGCCUCCUUCAGAGCAUGGUGAUAUCCAGUUCUCCCUGAGCUACAAUGACUACCUGGGCCGUCUCACUGUGGUGGUUCUCAGGGCCAGGGGAUUAAAGCUCCAGGAGGAGAGCCCUGCUGUUGGUGUGUAUGUCAAAGUCUCACUAAUGAACCAUAAUAAAUUCAUCAAAAGUAAAAAGACAGCAGCUCUUCUGGGAACUCCCAAUCCUGUGUACAAUGAAACCUUCAGUUUCAAGGCAGAUCAGACAGAGCUGGAUACAGCAAGCCUGAGUCUAUCUGUGCUCCAGAGUAACAAAGGAGAAAAAACACUUCUGCUGGGACGAGUAGUAGUUGGGCCUUUCAUGUACACACGUGGCAGAGAACUGGAACACUGGAAUGAGAUGAUGAGCAAGCCCAAGGAGCUGGUCAAACGAUGGCAUGCUCUCUGCCACAGCACAUGAACAGCACUGAGAAAAAAAACCUUAACAUGGAAAAGCUCUUACUGUCUUUCUCACCUAAAUGGUACAAAAAUCUUUGCUAAGAUUUUGUACCCGAAGAAGAAUAAAGUAAAUUAUUUCCUUGACCAAACACAAAUAAAAGAUUUGGUUCCUGGUA